Messenger RNA from Acomys russatus (golden spiny mouse), 1828 nucleotides. Its product is annotated as zinc finger protein 639. Gene Ontology annotation, molecular function: DNA-binding transcription factor activity, RNA polymerase II-specific; RNA polymerase II transcription regulatory region sequence-specific DNA binding. The coding region runs from base 371 to 1828 and encodes 485 amino acids. The record is from RefSeq and is a predicted model, not a curated record. The transcript has a single exon. Gene Ontology annotation, cellular component: nucleus. Gene Ontology annotation, biological process: regulation of transcription by RNA polymerase II. Lineage: Eukaryota; Metazoa; Chordata; Mammalia; Rodentia; Muridae.
GCGGGCGGCGGGGGAGGGCGCAGGCGGCCCGGCAGCCCCCUCCGUACCCUCCUCCAGGCGGACCUCGGCGGAGCUGCGCUGCUGCAGGAGAUCUCACCUCCGCUCUCCUACUUGUGGCUAAGAACUUGGAGAAGAUGAACUUGCUGGUGGCAGUAUGGGACAAUGAGGGUUCCCACACAAACAGUUAGUUACUCGGUGCCAACAGUCCCAAGACAAGUGCUCCAUCUUUGGUUCUGCUGUGUCAUAAUGGACUUUAAUGGGAUCCAUCUCUCCAUUGCUUAAAAUGAGGCACUUUUUACCAUCUGUGGGACCCUGCCUGUAAUUCAUUUUCCUCACUGCAGUAUUGAGAAAUAUACCAAGUUGAAAAGAUAUGAAUGAAUAUCCUAAAAAAAGAAAAAGGAAGACUUUACACCCUUCUCGUUAUUCAGAUUCUUCUGGAAUAAGCAGAAUCGCAGAUGGAAUCAGUGGAAUUUUUUCUGAUCAUUGUUACAGUGUCUGCUCUAUGAGACAGCCAGACUUAAAAUACUUUGACAACAAAGAUGAUGAUUCUGAUCCUGAGACACCAAAUGACUUGCCCAAAUUUACAGAUGAAACCAAGGCCAGAAACAGGAAUCAGAACUACCUGGUUCCCAGCCCUGUGCUGAGGAUUCUAGACCACACUGUCUUCUCUACAGAAAAGUCUGCUGAUGUUGAAACCUGUGAUGAAGACUGUGACUCACCAGAGUCGGUGCCUCAGCAUGCUCAGGAGGAGAGCCCUAUUGAGGUGCACACCUCCGAAGACGUCCCAAUUGCUGUGGAAGUUCAUGCGAUUUCUGAGGAUUAUGAUCUAGAGACAGAGAACAAUUCCUCCGAGAGCCUCCAAGACGAGACUAACGAAGAACCCCCAGCUAAACUCUGUAAAAUACUUGACAAGAGCCAAGCUUUGAACGUGACUGCACAACAGAAGUGGCCCUUACUGAGAGCCAACAGCAGUGGCCUCUACAAGUGCGAACUUUGUGAAUUCAACAGUAAGUAUUUUUCUGACCUAAAGCAACACGUGAUCCUGAAACACAAGCGCACCGACUCGAAUGUGUGUCGGGUGUGUAAGGAAAGCUUCUCCACCAACAUGCUGCUCAUUGAGCACGCCAAACUCCACGAGGAAGACCCCUACAUCUGUAAGUACUGUGACUACAAGACCGUGAUCUUCGAGAACCUCAGCCAGCACAUUGCAGACAGCCACUUCAGUGACCACCUUUACUGGUGUGAGCAGUGUGACGUGCACUUCUCUUCGAGCAGUGAGCUCUACCUGCACUUCCAGGAGCACAGCCGCGAUGAGCAGUACCUGUGCCAGUUCUGCGAGCAUGAGACCGGGGACCCGGAAGACCUGCACAGCCAUGUCGUCAAUGAGCAUGCUCGCAGGCUGAUAGAGCUGAGUGACAAGUGUGGUGGCAGUGGGCGAGGACAGGGCAGCCUUUUAAGCAAGAUCACUUUUGACAAAUGCAAAAACUUCUUCGUGUGUCAAGUAUGUGGCUUCCGGAGCAGACUGCACACGAAUGUGAACAGACACGUUGCUAUCGAGCACACUAAGAUAUUCCCUCACGUUUGUGACGACUGUGGGAAGGGCUUCUCCAGCAUGCUGGAGUACUGCAAACACCUAAACUCACACUUAUCUGAAGGGAUUUACUUAUGCCAAUAUUGUGAAUAUUCAACAGGACAAAUUGAAGACCUUAAAAUUCAUCUAGAUUUCAAGCAUUCAGCUGACUUGCCUCAUAAAUGUAGUGACUGCUUGAUGCGGUUCGGGAACGAAAGGGAAUUAAUGAGCCACCUCCCGGCCCAUGAGGCCACCUGA